AUGCCUAGAAUAAUCAGCCUAGAUAAUAUUAACGUGAGUUGUCGGCCUCAAAAGUUUGAAAAAACAAAUUUUUUAGUCAAUUUUUCUCUCAAUGGAAACUUGAAGCUCAGAAUGCAAUACUGGCAUCACGCUAAAAAGAUUAUCCGAGUUGUGCUUUUGGGUGCUAGUCUUGCUGGCAACCCCUUUCCAACUCCUAUGUUCAUCACCCCAUGAUGUAAAAGCAAACCUCGAAGUGGACUUGGUCUGAGCUCUGAGCAUAAGCAGAACUUUAAUAUUGAGUUGCCUUUUAUAGCCCAAUUCUCUGGGCUGCAAAAUUCGCAAUCACAAAAAUAA
This is a messenger RNA of Blepharisma stoltei, 333 nucleotides long. The record is from the annotation of a GenBank genome assembly. NCBI's taxonomy places the organism in Eukaryota, Ciliophora, Heterotrichea, Heterotrichida, Blepharismidae.